This is a messenger RNA of Danio aesculapii, 3119 nucleotides long. RefSeq names its product methionyl-tRNA synthetase 1 (gene mars1). Gene Ontology annotation, cellular component: cytosol; aminoacyl-tRNA synthetase multienzyme complex. The record is from RefSeq and is a predicted model, not a curated record. The coding region runs from base 120 to 2888 and encodes 922 amino acids. The transcript is spliced from 22 exons. Gene Ontology annotation, molecular function: methionine-tRNA ligase activity; ATP binding. Gene Ontology annotation, biological process: methionyl-tRNA aminoacylation. Lineage: Eukaryota; Metazoa; Chordata; Actinopteri; Cypriniformes; Danionidae.
UGGUGUGACGCUCGGUUGCAUCAGCGGCAAUAGUUGAUCGCAACAGACCGGUUCUGCUCGCUGUUGUCGGUACAAACGGCGUGUCGGUCUGACUUUAGAGCAGAAUCGCGGAGGGUGAAAUGAAGCUGUUUAUCGGUGAGGGAAACCCGCACUGCCUGAAGGUGCUGGCGGCGCUGGAGCUCAGCGGAGUCCAGUGUGAAACUGAGCUGGUGAAACACGAGGAGAAGGUGGUCCCGUAUCUCACACACCCCGUGUUGCCCGUCCUGCUGUUACCCAGCGGUCAGCAUCUCUUCAGCCCCAACAGCAUCUGCCAAUACCUGUUUGACGUCAGCGGUCAGAAGGCAACAGACGCGACAAACCAGUGGCUGGAAUGGGAAUCUACAAAUUUACAGCCUGCAGUGCUGCAGUCUCUCCAGCUGGUGGCGCUUCAGGGAAAGCGUGUCGAAGCUGCUGCUGUGAUGAAGGAGCCUCUGAGCUGGCUGGAGCAGAGUCUAAGCAAGAGAAAGACAUCAUUCCUUACUGACGAGGUGGUGUCAGUUGCAGAUGUGGUCCUCUGGGCGGCGCUGUAUCCUCUGCUGUCAGACAGUGCAUUUGAACCCGGUGAUCUGCAGGUGGUGUGCGCCUGGUUUGAGCGAGUGUGUUCUGUCUCUGCAUGUCAGUCUGCAGCUCUCAGCGUCCUGCAGGGUAAAGGAGUCGAGGCCUUGAAGAGUUUUCUGCAGAAACAGCCUGUCACACACGCACACCGCAGAGACAGUCCCAGCAACAACACUGAGGCUGAGGACAGUGAACGUGAGCUCUCUCCGGAGGAGAUUGAAGAAGCUGCGCAGGUUUAUUCUGAAGGACUCAAAGAUUUUACUGUCGUCACAGAGAGGAAACACCCAGUUCUCCCUCAGGAAGGAAAGAGAAACGUGUUGAUCACCAGUGCUCUCCCGUACGUCAACAAUGUGCCGCAUCUGGGAAACAUCAUCGGCUGCGUCCUCAGCGCUGACGUUUUCGCCAGGUAUGGGCGUCUGCGGGGCUGGAAUCUGCUGUACAUCUGCGGGACGGAUGAAUACGGCACGGCCACCGAGAAUAAAGCCCGAGAAGAGGGUCUGACGCCGCAGCAGAUCUGCGAUAAAUAUCACUGCAUCCACGCCUCCAUCUACCAGUGGUUCCAGAUCGACUUCGACUUCUUCGGCCGCACCACCACACAGCACCAGACAGAAAUCGCUCAGGAUAUUUUCUGGCGUCUGCACGAGCGUGGUUUCCUCCUGGAGGAUACGGUGGAGCAGUUGCGGUGUGAAGGCUGCCAGCGCUUUCUGGCCGACCGCUUCGUGGAGGGCGAGUGUCCACACUGCCGUUACCCAGAAGCCCGUGGGGACCAGUGCGAUAAAUGCGGACGCCUGAUCAACGCUGUGGAGCUGAAGAAUCCUCAGUGUAAGGUGUGUAAGGAGACGCCGGUGAUUCGCUCCUCCAAACACCUGUUCCUGAACCUGCCAAAGCUGGAGCAGGAUCUGGAGCAGUGGCUGCAGACGUCAACUGCUGCUGGAGACUGGACCACUAACGCUCGUAACAUCACUCGCUCCUGGCUGCGGGACGGUCUGAAGCCGCGCUGCAUCACACGCGACCUGCAGUGGGGGACGCCGGUGCCGCACCAAGACUAUAAGGAGAAGGUGUUCUAUGUGUGGUUCGACGCUCCUAUUGGCUACCUGUCCAUCACUGCCAACUACACCGACCAAUGGGAGAGAUGGUGGAAGAACCCGCAGCAGGUGGAGCUCUAUAACUUCAUGGCGAAGGACAACGUUCCCUUCCACAGUGUAGUUUUCCCUUGUUCACUUCUCGGGGCUCAAGACAACUACACACUGGUCAAUAACCUCAUCGCCACCGAAUACCUGAAUUAUGAGGACACCAAGUUCUCCAAGAGUCGUGGUGUCGGUGUGUUUGGUGACAUGGCGAAAGACACCGGGAUCCCCUCAGACGUGUGGCGCUUUUACCUGCUGUACCUCCGUCCCGAAGGCCAGGAUUCAGCUUUCUCCUGGACUGACAUGGCCCUGAAAAACAACUCCGAGCUCCUCAACAACCUGGGGAACUUCAUCAACAGGGCUGGGAUGUUUGUGAGCAAGUUUUUUGACGGUCGUGUACCUGAGAUGCUCCUGAAUGAUGACGAUAAGCGGCUCAUCGCUCAGGUCUGCUGGGAGCUCAAGCAGUACAUCCAGCUGCUGGACAAAGUCAGGAUUCGAGACGCGCUGAAGUGCAUCCUCAACAUGUCUCGUCACGGUAAUCAGUACAUCCAGCUGAACGAGCCCUGGAAGAAGAUUAAAGGAGGAGACGAGGACCGGUGUCGUGCGGGGACUGUGACAGGUGUGUCAGUGAAUGUGGCGUGUCUGCUGGCUGCUGUGCUGGAGCCCUUCAUGCCCACAGUGAGUCUCAACAUCCGCUCUCAGCUCCAGGCUCCAGAGUCCAGCAGCAGAGCCAUGCUGAGCGGCCCCGGGGCCUUCAUCUGCACGCUGCCCGCUGGACACUGCAUCGGCACGGUCAGUCCCCUGUUCCAAAAGCUGGAGAACGAGCAGAUCGAGGCUCUGAGGAAGAGAUUCGGAGGACUGCAGCCAGAAGAGGAGAGCGCAGAACUGAAGACUCCGAGUAACAGCAGCGUUACAGUCGAGAGCAAACCCAACGCUGGAGCUGCACAACACACACCUGCCAGUGGAAAUGCAGAUCCAGAGAGAGCCAAACAACUCACAGCUUUAGUGGCAGAACAAGGUGAAAAAGUUCGAGCUCUGAAAGCACAAAAAGCUGAAAAAUCUGCUAUCGGAGUAGAAGUGGCCAAAUUAUUAGAUCUGAAAACCCAACUUUGUCUUGCGGAGGGCAAGACCCCGGAGCCGCCCGCGCAGAAAACCAAGAAGAAAUGAGGUGAACGUGAGGAUGGAAAUAAAUCUUUGGAAAUAUUUUCUGGGAAAAAUGCACUAUUUAUCCACUCCUAUAAAUAUUAAACCAAUGCAACCAGUCCUUUUUAAAUCAGCCGUUUUUAGCCAGCAAUCAAAUCAAUGUUUACCCAGUUUCAUAUUUCUGCUUUGUUACUCUGACACAAAUUAAUUUUACUCAAUAAACACAGAGACAAGAAAUAAACGUCACCAACACUC